AAUCUUUACAUGAGAUCUACGCACAUCAGUUUUGCGGUGAACGCGUUUUAAGUCGGUUCUAAAGCGGAUUAAAACCAAAUCAAGUGGCUCAUUAAUAGGACAAUACCGUUAAUGUGGCAUAAUUUGAACUUAAGCCAAAUCUAAGUAACUUUAGUAUAGAAAUACACAGUUUACUUAAUCAAGACAACUCAGACUGGAAGUCAGGCUGAAACAAAAGAAGUUGGAAAAAGUAUAUAAAAAAUUCGAAAAGAAAUCGUAAUAGUGAAAAGUGGCAUUAAUAUGUUAAGUUUAAUUUUAUUAACGAGCUUUAUUGCUGGUGUUUACAUUUACUGGACAUACGUGCAGUACAAAACGGGUUGGCAUUUGCUUAAAAAACUGCCAGGACCCCCCGUUUAUUGGGUAUUUGGAAAUGUGCUGCAACUUGGGUUCACAGCUGAAGAACAUGUUAAAAAAAUUCGUCGCUGGGCUCAUGAGUAUAACUACAACUUGGCUCGUAUGUAUGGUGGCGCAGAGGCGUAUGUGAUGAUUACAAAUCCCAAGGACAUAGAACAAGUGCUCUCAAGCAACACUCUGCUAUACAAAUAUGAUCCCUACAACUUCUUUUAUCCUUGGUUAGGACAAGGAUUACUUACAGCGAAUGGCAGACAUUGGGCUAAUCAUCGCAAAAUGAUAACACCCUCAUUUCAUUUCGGCAUCCUACAAGACUUCCUUAAAAUUAUGAACAAUACUACGGAUCGGUUCAUGGAAUUGUUGGCUGGAUUUGCGGCCAAAGAGGAUAUGUUCGAUUUUCAAGAAAUCGUAACGCGCUCAACAAUAGAUGUCAUAUGUGAAGCCGCCAUGGGCACUUCCGUAAAUGCCAUACAAGGACCCACCUCGCCUAUGGUGCCUGCAAUUUCUGAUAUCUGCGAUGUGAUGCGUGGACGGAUGUUCAGCGCAUUGAGCCGUUUCGAUUUCUUCUUCGUCUGGACAAAAGCGUAUCGCAGGCAAAAAAAGGCUUUGGCCAUUUUGCGCAAAGAGCUCUCCGAGAUUAUUGAAAAAAGAAAAACCAUCUUAGGGGAGUUCGAUCAAAAUAAUUUAAAAAGUGACAACGACGGAAAACGUCCGAAAAUGGCUUUUCUGGACAAUUUACUAACCGCCGAGGUGGAUGGGAAGCCCUUAACUUUUCAAGAUAUUUUUGAAGAGGUCUCCACAUUUGUUUUUGAAGGCCAUGACACCACCGCAAGCGCUAUUGGUUUCACUAUCUACUCUCUUUCGAGGCAUCCGGAAAUACAAGAACGUGCCUUUCAAGAACAAUAUGCCCUUUUUGGCAAUGAUGUUAAUCGCAGUCCUACUUAUAAAGAAUUGGGUGACAUGAAGUACCUGGAGUUGAUUUUGAAGGAAUCGCUGCGACUUUAUCCCAGUGUACCCAUCAUUGCACGUAUGGCGUUGGAAAAAACUGAAAUUGGUGGUUAUCAGAUUCCUGCUGGCACUACACUCGCCUGCUGCAUUAUUACACUCGGUACGGAUCCUAAUAACUUUCCAGACCCAUUUAAAUUCAUGCCAGAACGUUUUGAAAACCGCACCAGUACCAACCCCUACGACUAUGUGCCGUUUAGCGCUGGUCCGCGUAAUUGCAUAGGUCAAAAAUUUGCAAUGAUGGAAUUGAAAGUAACUGUUUCGAAAAUCAUACGGCACUUCAACAUAUUACCUGCAGUGGAUGGACUAUCCACGGGUAUAAAUAACCCAACAGAUCCAAAUGACAAGAUAAACAAUCCGUAUGAUGCUCGCUUGGGUUUCUUUCUGACAUUAAAGUCUAUAAAUGGUUUGAAAAUACGUCUGCGUCGCAGAACGAUGUGGUUCUUUCUUCUCAGCUUUUUGUUUGCACCAUUUCUUUGCAUUCUGUACUUGGAAGUGAAAAAUUAUAGUAAGCGUAAGCAGGUGAAUAAAUUGCCAGGACCCGCAGCAAUACCUGUUCUAGGAAAUGCGCAUCAAAUGGGCAAAACACCGAGUGCGGUAUUAUACCAACUCUUUCAAUGGUGGGAGGAAGCUGGUCACCAGAACUUUCGAGUGCUUAUUGGUCUGUAUCGGAACAUUGUUGUUACCAAUGCAAAAGAUUUGGAGUUUAUUUUAACAAGCAAAACUCUGAUCGACAAAUCUGAUAUUUAUGAUAUGUUGCAUCCUUGGUUGGGUACUGGCUUGCUCACAGCCACCGGACGCAAAUGGCAGGCACAUCGCAAAAUUAUUACACCCUCCUUCCAUUUUAAGAUUCUGCAAAGCUUUCAUGCAGUUAUGAAUAAGAAUUCAAAUAAAUUUAUUGAAAAGCUACGCAACGCCUCGAGAGGCGAUGCCAUUUUCGAUUUUCAAGAAAUGACGCACUACCUGACGAUGGAUGUGAUUUGUGACACAGCCAUGGGUGUGCACAUAAAUGCAAUGGACAACCAUGAUAAUGAAGUAGUGCAGGCUUUUAAAGACAUGUGUUAUAAUACCAAUAUGCGCGCCUAUCAUCCAAUCAAACGAUCGCAUGCCUUGUAUAGAUUUAUGCCGGACUAUUCAAAGUACUGCAAGACACUGAAAAUUUUGCAUAACUUUACAAAUGAGGUUAUUAUCAAGAGAAUCGAAGCGCUGAAAUUAGCUGAGGGUCAGUCAAAGGAAAGAGAGGAGGAUGAGUUCUCAAACAAAAAGCUCGCCUUUCUUGACAAUUUGUUGUCCUCUACAAUCGACGGAGAACCGUUAACACAACAAGAGAUCUACGAAGAGGUGUCAACAUUUAUGUUCACGGGGCACGAUACAACGACUUCAGGCAUAGCUUUCACAGUUUACCUGCUAUCCUUGCAUCCUGACAUACAGAAAAAAGUCUACGCUGAGCAGCAACAAAUAAUGGGUGACAACCUCACAGGAGAAGCGACCUUUCAACAAAUUGCCGAAAUGCAGUAUUUGGAUAUGGUCGUAAAGGAAACGCUACGACUCUACCCUAGCGUACCCGUGGUUGCCAGACGCACGGAAAAGGAUUAUGACAUAAAUGGCUACGUCGUGCCGGAGGAUACAACCAUAAACCUCUUUUUGAUGGCGCUCGGCUACAACGACAAGUAUUUUCCCGAUCCAUAUCGGGUAGAUCCGGAACGUUGGAAUGUGAACGAACGUAUGCAAAAUCCAUUUGAAUAUUUGCCUUUUAGCGCGGGUGCUAGAAAUUGCAUCGGACAAAAGUUUGCACUACUCGAAAUCAAAACUGUCGUAUCGAAGAUUGUGCGUGCUUUCAAUAUACUACCGCCACUGGACGAACUGAUCUCCGCUGAUGGUUACUCGAGACAUUUCAUUGGCUUGCCAGCGGAGCAGCAAAGGAAGCGAUUGCCCAAUCCGAGCAAAUAUGAUCCAAUUUUGUCGGCUGUGCUAACCCUGAAAUCGGAAAAUGGCAUUUAUAUUCGGCUAAGAGAGCGCAGUUAGAAAAACUUUUA
Messenger RNA from Anastrepha obliqua, 3431 nucleotides. Its product is annotated as cytochrome P450 4e2-like. The record is from RefSeq and is a predicted model, not a curated record. Gene Ontology annotation, molecular function: iron ion binding; heme binding; monooxygenase activity. NCBI's taxonomy places the organism in Eukaryota, Metazoa, Arthropoda, Insecta, Diptera, Tephritidae. The coding region runs from base 280 to 3420 and encodes 1046 amino acids. The transcript is spliced from 19 exons.